Messenger RNA from Cannabis sativa, 966 nucleotides. RefSeq names its product blue copper protein. The record is from RefSeq and is a predicted model, not a curated record. Bases 196 to 804 code for a protein of 202 amino acids. The transcript has 2 exons. Gene Ontology annotation, molecular function: electron transfer activity. Gene Ontology annotation, cellular component: plasma membrane. Lineage: Eukaryota; Viridiplantae; Streptophyta; Magnoliopsida; Rosales; Cannabaceae.
AGUUGUUUUCAAAAAGUAUGCAAUAGAAAUGGUCAGUGGACCAAACACACUACUUACUUACUUACUCCCAAAUCCCCUUUACACCAAUAUAUAAUGACUCCCAAACCGCUAUUCUCAAUCAUCAAUAUCAUCUUCUUCUCUUAAUUCUUCUUCUCUCUCACUCUCUCUCUCUGUCUUUCUCCUUCAUUAACCAAUAUGGCAAACACCAGCUUAGAGAUUGGGUUGCUAAUUGUAUUAGUAAUUUACAUGGUUAUGCCAAUCUCUUCAGCCACGGUUUACACGGUUGGAGACACAUCAGGUUGGGCAAUGGGCGUGGACUACACCACUUGGACAAGUGACAAAACCUUCCUAGUUGGAGAUAGCCUAGUUUUCAACUAUGGAAGUAGCCACACAGUGGACGAAGUGAGCUCAAGUGACUACAGCAGCUGCACAGUAGGGAAUGCAAUCACAUCAGACAACACAGGAACAACCACAAUCAGUCUCAAGACAACAGGUACUCAUUACUUCAUUUGUGGUGUAAUGGGUCAUUGUGGCAAUGGGAUGAAGUUGGCUGUCACAGUCAAAUCUGGGGGUGGCUCAUCAUCAACCACCACCCCAUCAUCAUCAUCAUCUUCUUCUGGUGGUGGUGGUGGAACUAGCAGUACCACCAGCACACCAGGGGUUAGGACACCCACCUCAUCAUCAUCUCAUGAUAAUUCUCCGGCGGAUUCAUCUACAGGCCCAAGUACUGUUUUGGUGAACAUGUUUGGUACUACUGUUGUGGCUGUGUUUUGUUGCUUAUUUAUUAUUGGUCUAGUUCAUUAAUUAAUUUGUUGCUAUGUGUUGCUUUUCUCGUGUAUUGAAUUGAAUUGGUUGGCAGAGUUGAUCAGUUUGUACUUGUAGUAGUUUUGUUUGUACCACUACAACUACUACUACUACUACUAUAAAUUACUCUGGUCAGGAUAGAGGCAGUGCCCUUAUUAUUAA